Molecule: messenger RNA, 3344 nt
Organism: Alligator mississippiensis (American alligator)
Lineage: Eukaryota; Metazoa; Chordata; Crocodylia; Alligatoridae
Gene: HYAL3
Product: hyaluronidase 3
Exons: 4
Coding region: 1650-3095 (481 amino acids)
Biological process (GO): hyaluronan catabolic process; carbohydrate metabolic process
Cellular component (GO): acrosomal vesicle
Molecular function (GO): hyalurononglucosaminidase activity
Source: RefSeq, a predicted model, not a curated record
GGGGCCGGGGCCGGGGCCGGGGCCGUGGCCGUGCGCGCCCGCAGCCGGGGCGGGCGGGGCUCGUGAUGCUGCCUCCCAGGCGCUGCCGCACGUGUCGGGCCCGGGGGAAGGUCCCGGCGGGGCGGGGCGGGGCGGGGGUGCCGGGUGCCGGGCCAGCGCCGCACCAAUCCGCGCUCCUGGAUCCGCUCAUUUGUAUUUCCCCCCAGUGCCCCCGGGGCCGUUUGUGCUGGUGCCCUAAGGCGGCCGCAUGCCGCGGGUUUGGGCGGUGCUUUCCCGGGGCUAAAGGGCUGCGCGGGGCCGCAGGGAGCUGGGCUCCGUUGGCCGGUGCAGGCCCGUCAGCCGCCUGCCCCCCAGCGCAGCGCUGGUGUGUGGGGAAGGCCCUGGCCGUGCCCGGGAGGACCGGGUGAUCUCAGGGAGCGGAGAAGCUGGGAGCAGGGGUGUGCUCACGGGAGGGCCCCAGCCCCCUUCCCCAUGGGGGAUAUGGGUGGGACGCAGCUCUGCGGGCCCCUCCCCGAAGUGCAGGCAGAGCCCUAUCACUGUGCGUCCCUCCCAGGCGGGCUGAGCCGUGGAGUAGCCUUCAGGGCCUCACUCUCACUGCAUCCUGUCCCUGGCCCAUGCUCUUUCCCAUUUCCAAUCCUGGAGUCCCGCCAUGGCACCUGGGGGUGGCUGCUGGGGCAGACGGACCCCUCCUUUCUGGGCGCACAGCAGGGUUUUUUCCACGUGUCCAGUCAGAUGGGCAGUGGAAAGCUGCGUGGCCACAGGCUGCACAGACAACUGGCUUCUGUGCUCUGAGCUGUGGAAACCCACAUGCUGCGGGGUCAGCUGGGGCUCUGGCGGGGUGAGCUCCUACAGGGUCCCUGGGACUCGAUCCAUUUGGACAGAUGGGUCAUCCCCGCCCUGAUGUCCACGGGAAUGGGGGUGCAUACGUGCUGUCAGUCCCUUACGAGUCUGCCGUUAAUGACCUGGAAUCUUGUUUCUAGGUGACUUACAGGAGGUGCCAUCCACAGCGGUGCAGUUGCUUCAGCAGCACUCAGUCUAGUUUUACUGGGACUCUUUUACCCAGAAGGACCACUCUGAGCAGGGGGGUGGGAGGGGUGCUCAGGAGAGGAACUGGUUAGUGCCAGCAUGAUAUGAACACCAGAGACCAGGCUGAGAACCAACAGCAUGGCAUCGCAAGGGAAGCAGGUUUCAGUUCCCUCCUAUUGUCACAAGCAGGAUUUGGAUUUGGAGCCCUUGGGUCUGCAGAUGUUGCUUUCAGCAUCACUGAGGGCACAGUGCCUGUCUGGGGUAUGUGCCAGCCCCUGACCAGCACUGGGGUGGGGCUACCCCCACCCUGACUGACAUUCCUGGUUCAUGAGCCAGGGGCUUUUCAGUGUGUUGAAUAGACACGUAAUUCACUCUUUAAAAGCAGAACUGGGCAGCUGUAGCUGUGGUUGGCUGGGGAACAUGUGCUGUUUCCUCCAAGAUGCUUGUGAAAGCAGCCUGACAGCUACCCGGGUUGUCACUUAGAGCCAGGACACUGAGCCGAUCCUUGAGCACAGGAGAGCAGCUCCUGGCCAGCCAGUUGGGCACCGGCACUGCACAGGGGCGCUCAUUCUGAAACACAGCAGGAAGGACCCCAGGCCAGUCAUAAUCACAGGGCAUCCACCAUGACUGUGGUCCUCAUCUUUUGGAUCUGUGUCAUGCGCUGCCUUGGAGCUGGCCAGUCCCUCAGGGGGCAUGGUUGGGAGAGACCAUCUCCUGACCCCAUUGUCCAGGACAAGCCAUUUGUUGUGGUUUGGAACAUGCCCACGACAAAGUGCCAACAGCGAUUUGGGGUCGCCCUGCCUCUUGGGGACUAUGGCAUUGUGGAGAAUCAAGGCAAUGAGUUCCAGGGACAAAACAUGACCAUUUUCUACAAGAACAAGUUUGGACUUUAUCCAUACAUCUCCCAAGAGGGGAAACCCUACCAUGGUGGGAUACCCCAGAAAGUCCACCUCAAGAGGCACCUAGAGCAGGCCUCAUUGAAAAUCUGUGAGCUUCUGCAUCAGGACUUCCAUGGUCUGGCAGUGGUGGACUGGGAGGAGUGGAGACCGCUCUGGGUACGGAACUGGGGCACCAAGAGAAUAUACAGGGAGACCUCUGUGCAGUGGGUCUGGGAGAGGUUUCCAGAGUUGCCAGUCAAGAAACGAGCCCUCUUGGCUGAGGUGGAAUUUGAGGAAGCAGCACAAGUGCUCAUGGAGAGGACGUUGACACUGGGGAAGGCGCUGAGACCAGGGGGCUUCUGGGGCUUCUAUGGGUUCCCCAACUGUUUCAACAACAACUGGGAGAAAGAGGACAACUACACUGGCAAAUGCAGCCUGCUAGAGAUGGCACGAAACAACCAGCUCACGUGGCUGUGGGAGGUGUCCACUGCACUCUACCCGAGCAUCUAUCUUCCGCCCAAACUGCCAGAGUCUGAGCGCCGGCGCUAUGUCCACCACCGCCUGCUGGAGGCCUUCCGGGUGGCACGGUUCAACUUGGAGUGGAGCUUGCCUGUGAUAGCAUAUUCCAGGGUUUCCUAUAGGCUCUCCCCCAAAUACCUGUCUGAGGCUGAUCUGGUUAAUACCAUUGGGGAGAGCGCGGCCCUUGGUGUUGCUGGCGUGGUCCUGUGGGGGGACAGUUCCUACUCCCAUUCGGCUGACAGCUGCAAGAGCCUCCGUGAUUACAUAACCAGCACCCUGGGGCCAUAUGUAAUGAAUGUGACAACAGCUGCCCAACAGUGCAGCCACCAGCUGUGUCAUGGGCACGGGCGCUGUGUGAGACAGCACCCUCAGGAGCUUGGUGCCUUCCUUCACCUUGACCCAGAGCAGCAGGCAGAGGAGCCUGUGCUGACCAACCACCUGAGCAUGGACCAGUUGGGGCAUGAGGUGUGGCAGCUGUUUCAGUGCCACUGCUACCACAGGUGGACAGGUGCCAACUGUGAGAAACAGGUAUGGACUGAGCCCGUCAGGAACCCACUCUCCAUUCUGCCAUCACAGAGUCAGGAUGUCUGUGUUACAGGGCAGGACGGAAACACCUUACCAAGUUCAGAGGACUGCACUAACUUUGCUUACAAUGAGAAGACAGAUCUUUGAUGACCCUGUUGUCCAGAGAACAGUGGCCCCACAGCCUUCAGACUGUUCCUGGGCUGGGGGCGGCGGGGAGGGUGCUGCAUCUAUUUGCUCAUGACAGCUCUUUGUUGGAUCUGCCAGCUGCUGGUCUGCUGCUCCAAAGGUGCAAUGAGAGUCCCCAUCCCCUCCCCCAGUAAUCAAAAGUGUUUCUGCAUACAAAUAAAAUGAUCAAUGGUCUCACAACACAGGGCAAGGGAUGCCAGGGCCCUUAUA